AUGAAUCCAAACAUCCCCCCUGGGAAAGUUCUCCUCCUUCUAAGUACUGCCAUGGCCCUGAGUGCGGGAUUAGAGUUUACUGGCUCAGAUGGUCAGUGGGCUCGAUACCUGCGCUGGGAUGCCAGCUCGAGAAGUGACCUGACUUUCCAGUUCAAGACAUCCCAACCAGAAGGCCUCAUGCUCUAUUUUGACGACGGCGGAUACUGCGACUUCUUACUCCUCACCGUGUCUGAGGGCAGGAUGCAGCUUCGCUUCAGCAUCGACUGUGCCGAAACCACCAUUACGUCCGACAAGAUGGUCAACGACAGCCGCUGGCACUUUGCCGCUAUCAACAGGCACAAUUUGCAGAGUGGCCUGGCCGUGGACGGUCAGACCAAGACUGCAGAGGUGCGGCCUCAGCGACAGUUUAUGAAGAUCGUCAGCGACCUAUUCCUCGGGGGGCUCCCAGGAGACAUACGGACGUCUGCCAUCACCUUGCCCUCGGUCCGUGAGCUCCCACCCUUCAAGGGGAUCAUCACCGACCUUAUCUAUGGGAGUAAACUGCCCACACUCAUCAACAGUCAGAAAGUACGCUUAGAAAUGUUAGGCCUUUGCACAGAAAACCCCUGUGAAAAUGGUGGCAUCUGCUCACUGGCGGAUGGAGAAAUGUAUUGUGACUGCUCUAGAACUGGAUUUGUGGGGCGGUACUGCACUGAAGCUGUGCAUAGAACCCCAGGCCUAGCACACCUGAAGGCAGAGCAAGGUAGAAACAAAGCACGGGAUGAAAACGUGGCCACCUUCCGGGGCUCCGAGUACUUCUGUUACGACCUGUCACAGAACCCCAUUCAAAGCAGCAGCGAUGAAAUCACGUUGUCCUUCAAGACUUGGCAGCGCAACGGCCUUCUUCUCCACACGGGGAAAUCAGCAGACUACGUCAACCUGGCGCUGAAAGAUGGGGCGGUUUCCCUCGUCAUCAAUCUGGGUUCUGGGGCCUUCGAGGCCAUCGUCGAGCCCGUCAAUGGAAAAUUCAAUGACAACGCCUGGCAUGAUAUCAAAGUCACACGCAACCUGAGACAGCAAUCAGGCAUUGGACACGCUAUGGUAAACAAACUACAUUGUCUGGUGACAAUAUCCGUUGACGGGAUCCUCACCACCACUGGCUACACCCAGGAAGACUACACCAUGCUGGGCUCUGACGAUUUCUUCUAUGUGGGUGGGAGCCCCAGCACUGCGGACCUUCCUGGAUCUCCAGUUAGCAACAACUUCAUGGGCUGCCUUAAAGAGGUGGUUUACAAGAACAACGACAUUCGUCUUGAACUGUCCCGUCUGGCAAGGAUUGUGGACCCAAAAAUGAAACUUCAGGGCGACGUGGUUUUUAAAUGUGAAAACGUUCCAACCCUUGACCCCAUCAACUUUGAGACUCCCGAAUCCUACCUUGCCUUGCCAAAAUGGAACACCAAACGCGUUGGCUCGAUCUCCUUCGACUUCCGAACUUCAGAGCCCAACGGCUUAAUACUUUUCACCCAUGGUAAACCUCAGGAGCGGCGUGAUCUCAAGUCCCAGAAGACCAACAAGGUGGACUUCUUUGCUGUCGAGCUUCUGGACGGGGUGCUGUACCUGGUGCUGGACAUGGGUUCUGGUACGAUCAAAGUGAAAGCAACACAGGCAAAAGUCAAUGAAGGAAGCUGGCACCACGUGGACAUCCAGAGAGAUGGCCGUUCAGGCAUCAUCUCUGUAAACACCCGCCGGACACCUUUCACAGCUAGUGGAGAAAAUGAGAUCUUAGACCUCGAGGGGGAUCUUUAUCUGGGUGGUCUUCCUGACAACCGAGCAGGAUUGGUGCUCCCCACUGAGCUCUGGACCGCCAUGCUGAACUAUGGCUACGUGGGCUGCAUCCGGGAUCUUUUCAUUGAUGGACGGAGCAAAGAUAUCCGACAGAUAGCUGUGUCCCAGAACACGACCGGUAUCAAGUCUUCCUGCAGUAAGUUGAUGGGGAAACAGUGUGACAGCAACCCUUGCAAAAACAGCGGGGUGUGUAAGGAGGGAUGGAACCGCUUCAUUUGUGACUGCACAGCAACAGGCUUCUGGGACAGCACUUGUGAAAGAGAGGCGUCCAUCCUAUCCUAUGAUGGCAGCAUGUACAUGAAGGUGGUGAUCCCGAAUGUGGUGCACACAGAAGCGGAGGAUGUCUCACUCCGCUUCAUGUCUCAAAGAGCAUUCGGUUUGCUCAUGGCGGCCACAUCUCGCGAGUCAGCAGACACGCUGCGACUGGAGCUGGAGAGCGGAAGGGUCAAACUGACGGUCAACUUAGACUGUGUCAGGAUAAACUGUAACACCAGCAAGGGUCCCGAGGCGCUUUAUGCUGGACAAAAGCUCAAUGACAAUGAAUGGCACUCGGUCCGAGUGGUCCGCCGUGGGAAAAACAUCACACUUGUCGUGGAUGACGACAUGGCUGAAGGCCAGAUGGCAGGCGAUCACACCCGUCUGGAGUUCAACAAUGUGGAGACGGGCAUCCUAACUGAGAGACGCUAUGUGUCCUCUGCGCCCUCUUCAUUUAUAGGUCACCUCCAGAGCCUCAAGUUCAACGGCAUGCAAUACAUCGACAUGUGCAAAAAUGGGGACAUUGACUUCUGCGAACUCAACGCCCGUUUUGGCAUGCGCUUCAUCAUCGCCGACCCUGUGACUUUCAAGACCAAGGGCAGCUACUUGGGCUUGGCCACUCUGCAGGCCUACACCACGAUGCACCUCUUCUUUCAAUUCAAAACCACCUCUUCUGAUGGCUUCAUCCUCUUUAAUAGCGGUGAUGGGAGUGACUUUAUUGCUGUGGAGCUGGUCAAAGGGUUCAUCCACUAUGUGUUUGACCUCGGUAAUGGACCGAGUCUGUUGAAGGGGAACAGUGACAACCCACUGAAUGAUAACCAGUGGCACAAUGUGGUGAUCACACGAGAUGCUUCAAACACGCACACGCUCAAAGUGGACUCCAAGUCGGUCACCCAGAAUGUCAAUGGAGCAAAGAACCUCGAUUUAAAAGGUGAUCUCUUUGUCGGCGGUCUGGGACCCAACAUGUAUCAAAACCUCCCGAAGUUGGUCGUCUCUCGUGAAGGCUUCCAGGGCUGUUUGGCCUCAGUUGAUCUCAACGGCCGCCUGCCGGACCUCAUCAGCGAUGCCCUUUUCCGCAGUGGGCAAAUUGAACGGGGCUGCGAAGUUGGUUUCACCAAAGCCGACCUGCAAGGCCCGAGCACCACCUGCCAAGAAGACUCCUGCGCCAACAUGGGUGUGUGCAUCCAGCAAUGGGAGAACUUCACCUGCGACUGCUCCAUGACGUCUUAUUCAGGGACUCAUUGCAAUGACCCUGGCACCACCUACAUCUUUGGCAAAGGAGGGGGUCUGAUCACAUACACGUGGCCUAAUAACGAAAGGCCCAGCACACGGACAGACCGGCUGGCGGUAGGUUUUAGCACAACCAUCAAAGACGGCAUCCUCGUUCGCGUUGACAGUGCCCCGCGCCUGGGCGACUACAUCAUGCUUCACAUUGAGCAAGGAAAAGUCGGCGUGACCUUCAACAUUGGGACAGUGGACAUCAGCGUUAAGGAGCUGACCACAGCGGUAAAUGAUGGCAAAUACCAUUUGGUUCGAUUCACCAGGAAUGGAGGCAAUGCCACCUUACAAGUGGACAACUGGCCGAUCAAUGAGCACUUUCCUUCAGGCAACAGCGACAUUGAGCGCUUUCAAAUGGCAAAUAAGAAAAUCCCAUUCAAAUAUACCAGGCCAGUAGAAGAUUGGCUGCAGGAAAAAGGCCGUCAGCUCACUAUCUUCAACACCCAAGCGACUAUUUCAAUCGGUGGAAACGACCGUAAGCGGCCAUACCAGGGCCAGCUUUCAGGUCUCUACUACAAUGGCCUCAAGGUCCUCAACAUGGCCGCCGAAGGCCACGUCAAUAUCAAAGUGAACGGGAGUGUUCGACUGGUGGGGGACGUGCCGGCCAGCAGGGGUGCGGCACGCACAACCACCUCAGUGCCGCCUGAGAUGUCCACCACCUUUAUCGAGACCACCACCACCUUGUCUACAACCACCACUCGUAAGCAGCGCUCGCCACCCACAAUCCAGACGACAGAUGACAUUGUGUCAUCAGCCGAGUGCUCCAGUGACGACGAAGACCUGGAAGAGUGCGAUUCCGGACACACAGGAGGGGAGCUAGUCAUCCCCAUCUUAGUGGAGGAUCCCAUAGACAUCCCUUCUGUAUCCACCCGUUCUUCUUUCAUCUCCCUUCCCCCAACCCUCCACCCCCUCCUCACCAUUAUUGAGACCACCAAAGAAUCCUUGGCCAUGGCCACUGAGGCGGGGGUACCUUGCUUGUCGGACCGAGGCGGCGAUGAUUGUGAUGAUGGUGGUGAUGAUGAUGGUGAUGAUGAUGAUGGCAUGGUGAUUUCGGGGUUUGGCUCUGGCGAAGCGUUCGACUCUCGCCUGCCCCCGACUGACGAUGAAGAUUUUGACAACACCUUCUCCCUGGUAACAGAUAAGAUCUUGACCACAUCAACCUAUGACGGCGGCUACAAAGCCCUCGCACCCAAGUGGGAGGCCAAGGACUUGAGGCCUAGCAAAGCCUCUGAGGCAGGUAGGACUACAUCCACCUUGCCGCUACCCAACCCUCGUGGUACGCCAGCUGCGGCGGCCCCCUCGGCCACACUUCCCAAGCUGCCCGCUGGGAAAAUGAACAACCGCGAGGUAAAACCCCCGCAGCCGGACAUAGUCCUGCUUCCGCUCCCCACAUCCUUUGAUCUGGACGGCACCAAGCCGCGGGGUCCUUACAUCACCUCGCCCAUGCUGCGCACGGUGCCCGCCGCCUUACCUACAGUGCCCGGCGUGGUGCGGCGAGUACCGCCGGGGGCCUCGGAGGUAAUACGGGAAUCGAGCAGCACCACGGGCAUGGUGGUGGGAAUUGUCUCGGCCGCCGCCCUCUGCAUCCUCAUCCUCCUCUACGCCAUGUACAAGUACAGGAACAGGGACGAGGGGUCCUACCAGGUGGACGAGACACGCAACUACAUCAGCAACUCGGCGCAAACCAACGGCGCCGUAGUGAAAGAUAAAACGCCAAGCAGCGGUGCCAAAAUCAGCGCCGCAAACAAGAGACCCAAAGACAAGGACAAGGAAUAUUAUGUAUAG
Molecule: messenger RNA, 5142 nt
Organism: Syngnathoides biaculeatus (alligator pipefish)
Lineage: Eukaryota; Metazoa; Chordata; Actinopteri; Syngnathiformes; Syngnathidae
Product: neurexin-3b-like
Exons: 25
Coding region: 1-5142 (1713 amino acids)
Source: RefSeq, a predicted model, not a curated record